AUGGAAGGCAUGCCAGACGAUUUUCUUAAAGAUUUAAAAAAGCAGUUCCAAAUGAUAAAAGAAAAUUCCAAUGAUAAGGAAGUCAGGGAAAAGGCUUUGCAAAAUUCAGCUUCUAAGAUUGAUGAAGUAUUGUCUAAAAUAAAGACUGAGUCCCCUGACUAUUUGAGAGUAUUAUCAAUGAAAGCAUCAAUAUUAUACGAGAAUGCCAAAAUUUCUCUUACCAUUAACCAGUUCCAAAAAGCUAAGGAGUAUCUAGAGAACAGCUUGAAUUUAAUUAAGGAUCAUGCAGAGAAUGACCAAAUCGCAUUCCUGUAUUUAAGAGUUGUAAAUUAUUUAGCUUACAUUUUGUCCAGACUUGGCAAGCUUGAAAUAGCGCAGUCAUUGCUGGAGAAAGUCAUAGAUAAAGGAAUAACAUCUAACCCUAAGGUUUACAGUACCGAAGACCUAUUUUCAGACACAAAGACUGAUGAGAAUAUAGGCAAACUUAAGAUAGACAAGUUAAUGAUAAAUAAUAUGCAGAUGUUAGGUUGGGUGUACGGUAAAGUUGGUCUGAAGGAACUAUAUGCCGAAAUGCAGCACAAAUGUUUGCAGAAAGAGCUAGAUCUUAACGAUGGUGACCCAGUGCAAUGGGCUAUGAAAUGUUAUAGAUUGGCCUCUUUAUUAUUGACAGAAUGCAAGUGGGUGUUAGCUCGAUAUCACUUGGCAGCUGCUCAGGCUGUUUUAGAUCCCCUAGAAGUGGGUUUCACACCUAAUCCCUUAAUUUAUAGAGCUCAAGCGGAGUUAGCACGAGUUUGGGUAAACUAUGGCUUACAUUUAUUUAGUAUUAGUAAAAAAGCUUGCUUAGAAAGAAGAUUGAAUGAUGAGAGCGACAUAAUAGAUUUAGAAAAAUCUCCUCAAACAAAAGAGGAUGUAGGAAACUCAACAUUUAACGAUUUAGAAGUUUCUGUCCCUAACGUUCCGGUAACUGAAAUCCUUAACAUUCAAGAAGCGAAAUCCUUAUUUACAAAUACUCACAAAUGGAUAAAAAGAGCUCGUCUUUACUAUACCCUGCGAGACUAUCCUAUACAGUACGUGAAUAUUGUGUUGGAGUUGAGUGAGCUUUACAGGUUGCUAGCUUUUUACGAAGUUGAUGUCGAUUCUGCAUACAACCUUCAGAAAAAGAGGUAUGACACUUUGGAAACACUUAGCGGUAUUUUGAAAGAAGUCCGACCCAACUGUUAUGCCGCUGUUAGUGUGGAGUUGAUCCGAGAGAUAAUAGACGUGCAAAUAGAGUUGAUGAAUUUAAAUCUAAAGAAGUUAUACAAUCCCGACAGGGAGACGAAUUUAAAUGAAAGUGAUAUAAAGCGUCGCGUUGAUACUUUGAAUGACAUUCAUGCGAAGAUGGAAAAUCUUGGAGAAGAUACUCAAUUUACCUCUGAAGCUGGUGACAUUGAUAUUACUUCGGAUCAAAUCAUGGAUAAAGAUGAGGCAGAUGUUAAAUUAAAUGAAUCUAUAAAUGAAAAUAAAGGUGAAGGAGAAAUAAAAAUCGAAGAAUUGAGCGCCUAA
Messenger RNA from Anoplophora glabripennis (Asian longhorned beetle), 1545 nucleotides. Its product is annotated as KIF1-binding protein-like. Lineage: Eukaryota; Metazoa; Arthropoda; Insecta; Coleoptera; Cerambycidae. The record is from RefSeq and is a predicted model, not a curated record. Gene Ontology annotation, molecular function: protein binding. The coding region runs from base 1 to 1545 and encodes 514 amino acids. The transcript is spliced from 3 exons.